Messenger RNA from Cynoglossus semilaevis (tongue sole), 4437 nucleotides. Its product is annotated as arylsulfatase I. Lineage: Eukaryota; Metazoa; Chordata; Actinopteri; Pleuronectiformes; Cynoglossidae. The transcript has 3 exons. The coding region runs from base 1214 to 2923 and encodes 569 amino acids. The record is from RefSeq and is a predicted model, not a curated record. Gene Ontology annotation, molecular function: sulfuric ester hydrolase activity.
UUUCCCACAGGGGCAGGGCUACACGGCUUUCCUUCUACAACGCGAGGAAAUGGACUUGUGUCUCGGGCAUCGAUUUUUCUCUCAGCAUUAUGGGAAGGAGGCGGCAGCAGCGUUCGAGGGCUAAGAGGCCCGGUGGUCGAUACAGAUUCUCAUCACAAACACCGGAUGCUGCUCUGUACUCCGAUCGGCUCUGCUGCAACAGUGCCGGCGCCGAUUGUCAUGGGGUGUCUCUAUUAAUUGGGUAGUUAUCAAGCGAGGUAAGACUGAUUCUGAGGAAUAAGUGAUUUUUUAUCAGGGAUUUACAGUAGGCUUUUGAAUAAUGCAGUGCAGGAAAUUGCAGCAGGAUAUGUUCUGUAGUGGUCAUAAAAGCACUUUAGUCGGAGUGGCAGACUGACAGACGGAGCAGCAGUAAUGGAAGAGAAGGAGCAACAGUGGGCACAGAUAAUGCUUUAAUGUAAAGUAAGUAUCAAAGUUGCAUCCAAUAAACAUCACACAUUGCUAAAUUGGCCACUUGGCUCACUUGUUGCAAUGAAUUAUGGGCCGUUAGUGGCCGACUCCUGUCAGUGUGUAGACGACUUCUAAAUCAAACUCAGUGAAUUAUUACUCACAUGAUAGUUCACCUCUCUCCCUCCUGUUGAAGAGGUAAUCGUUAGCAAACGCUGCAGGCAGAAGGUAAUUAGGAUGAGCAGAAGAAAACAUCAACAACCAUCACCGACCAACCCAUCAGGGGACGGGGAUGGGGGGGCAGUGAGAGGCCAACAAUAUCUUAUAUGUGUUGGCCUCUCAUAUGUCUCAACUCCCAUAAUGCUUUAUGGUUCUUUUUUCCUUUGAAUGACAUCAGCAUACGUACACUGAGAUUUGAAACCUCACAGUCCCUCAAGGAAACUUGAAACCAGUUGAUGAGACCCCCAGCGUUUAAUAGCAGAUUUCUGUAAAUUCAGAAUAAAUAUAAACCGUCUCAGCACUGCCUCCAUAUCGAUAUAGAGUGUGUGUUACAUUUCUGCCCUGCUCUCCUCAACCACAGCAGGAGGCACCUUCGUGUAUGAAGGAAUGUGGCAGAGUGAUGUAAAAGACAGGAUCUUCCCUUAAACACACACAAACUCAUGCACUGCCAAGUUGUUUCCCAUCGUUUUCCGUCCAAUGUCCAUCGGCUCCGUCGAAAAGCUCUACUCUUUCAAACCGCUGAACAACUCAGACCAGAACUCAUGUUGAAAUGAAAGUCCAAAUCCGCUCAGUGAUUGUCUACAUCUUCUGGUCGACUCUCCUCGGUCGUCUUAGAUGUUUGGGCGGUGCAUCGUCUCCAAACGACACAGAGGAGGUGAAAGGACCAGGGCCUCCUCACCUGAUCUUCAUCAUGGUGGACGACCAGGGCUACGGAGACGUUGGUUACCACGGCUCAGACGUCCACACUCCUGUGUUGGACCGUCUGGCAGCAGAGGGCGUCAAACUGGAAAACUACUACGUGCAGCCCAUCUGCUCGCCCUCUCGAAGUCAACUCAUGACGGGACGCUACCAAAUUCACACUGGACUCCAGCAUUCAAUCAUCCGACCACGUCAGCCCCUCUGUCUGCCCCCACACUUCCCCACGCUGUCAGAGCGCCUGCUGGAGGCCGGAUACGCCACGCACAUGGUGGGCAAGUGGCACCUGGGCUUCUGCCGGCCCAGCUGCCUCCCCACAGGACGUGGCUUUCAGACUUUCCUGGGCACGCUCACUGGCAGCGGCGACCACUUUACCUAUCAGAGCUGCGACGGUGCGGAAGCUUGUGGGUUUGACCUGCACGACGGAGACAAACCUGCCUGGGUGAUGAGAGGCAACUACUCCACCCUGCUGUACACAGAGAGGGUGAAGCAGAUCCUGAGGAGCCACGACCCCCAGAAGCCCCUCUUCCUCUUCCUGUCUCUUCAGGCUGCACAUACACCACUGCAGGUACCAGACAGUUUUCUGCACCAUUAUGACUCACAGGACAACCAGCUGAGGCGACACUAUGCAGCCAUGCUGAGUUGUUUGGACGGGGCUGUGGGAGAAGUAGUCGAACACCUGAAGACUGGGGGGUUUUAUCAAAACUCAGUCAUCGUUUAUUCAUCAGAUAAUGGGGGGCAGCCGCUCUCUGGGGGCAGCAACUGGCCACUGAGGGGUGGUAAAGGAACCUACUGGGAGGGAGGCAUCCGUGCUGUGGGUUUUGUCCACAGUCCUCUGCUGGUCAACAAGGGCGUGGUCAGCACCGCUCUGAUCCAUGUUUCUGACUGGUACCCCACUUUACUGGGACUGGCUGGUGCCCCGAAGUCCAACCACGAUCUUGACGGUUACAAUGUUUGGAAAACAAUCAGCCAGGGUGUCCCCAGUCCUCGGACUGAGAUUCUUCUCAACAUCGAUCCGGUCUCUAGGAAGCAUGGAGAGCCUUACGACAAAUCAAUGGUCCUCAACGGGUUUGGGAUCUGGGACACGGCGGUGAGGGCCGCAAUACGGGUCGGAGACUGGAAGUUGAUGACGGGAAGUGUAGGAGAUGGGGACUGGAUACCACCACGGGCUCUUCCCGUUGGUCCAGAUCGAUGGAAGAAGUUGGAGCGGCGGCGCAGCGAGUUGGGGAAGUCAGUUUGGCUCUUCAACAUCAGCGCUGACCCCUAUGAGAGGUCAGAUCUGGCGGACUCUCAUCCACAGAUCGUGAAACAGCUGCUGACCAGGCUGGCCAAGUACAACCAGACAGCUGUGGUGGCCAAAAGUCCUCCAGAUGACCCCAUGGCUGACCCUGAGCUCCAUGGAGGGGUGUGGAGCCCCUGGCUGGGUCUGGAGGGAGAGCAGUGGGGUAAUGAGGGGCAGGGAGGCAGGAAAGACAGGAUGAAGAAGCCCUGCAAAUUAUGCAAAUUAAAAGCCCUCUUCAAAAAGGUGGGCUCACGACUAGAGAGAAACAACCUGUUUGCAUAAAUAAAUAAAAAGAGAGAGGGACGUCGUCCACGGUCAGUUAGAAAAAUCUUGACUACGUGAUCUUUAAAGGAAGUCUGUGAUUCCAGAAAUUUAAAAUGCUACUCAAUAUACAAUAUCUUGCUGUACUUUAAUUGGCUCUUAGCUGUUUUGUAGCUAACACAAAAUUAAAUCAUUAACCCGCUUUUUUUCUUCAAAUAAUCAGCCAAAGUAUAAUCAUUUUCAGACUAACACCUGCAUUAAAAAAAUAAAUAUACUGUAUAUUAUUUCAUGUAAAAGCUGUCGUUCUUAAAUAGAACUGUUUUUGGUCCGUCUACCUAACAAAAGUUUAAAGCGUGUAUUACAGAAUUAAAAAUACUACUUUUAUACAUAAAGUACUUUUUUCUAGAUACUACAUAUCUGGUCAACAAGGAAGGUCAGACAGAGGACAAAGAGUCAUGACAGGCCAGGCUGCAGGGACUUACAGUCGCACGCAACAUGAACCGCGGGUUGUUGACGUACAACACGACCUUACGACACGGUUGUGGAACGACAUCAACAUUUUUUUUCCGCAGGGUAACUUUAUAAGACGACACACGCUGAGGGCAGUUGUCUUGGUCAAAUGUCACCUUGUUGUUGUGUUCUCCGAGGCUGUGCCGACUUUACGUCUGUCACAGUGAGGCUAAUCCAAGAGACCUCUGACCACAGUCACAUCAUGUCGUGUUCCAAGCUCUAAUCAGGUCUUUGCUGACCUUUUAGUUUGACUGAACUUAUUUGCUGUGUAAUGAAGUUCAGUGGAUUUGGAGAAAAUGGAAAAUAAAUGCAGAAACAAAUCCAACUACCCAUGACGUGGAGGUAAUCUUUUUGUAGCAGGCUAACACUAACACGAAAUUGACAUUGAAUCUUACUCUUCAGUCUUUUCUAUGUGGAACCUGAGAGAAAACCUUAGUUUUUAGUUUUUAGGGACAUAUAAUGCGAAAGUGAAUGUGUGUGAGCUCCGAAGAAUUGCAGACACAGAGUUUACAAACGAUGGCUGGCACUGAAUAUCAGGGAGAAAGCUGAGCCGUGAGCUGCAGGACUAACUAAUAGAACAUAAUUUGUCGGAGCACACGGCUGGUUAUGCUGCAGUUUUUAGCCUCACGCUGGCUGAUUAGCUGAGAUGUAUCUGCCUGCUGGUGAGGCCUGACUGGAAUGAAUCAGAGCUGGUUCGGCUCGGUCUCACUCAGCAUGUUCUCCAGUAAACAGCUUCGGACUGUGCAGUGGAGAUGUGCUGUAGAGGUCACUGUGGAUGAGCGUGUCAGCAGAGAGGCCGGGAACAACGACAUUCAGAUGUUCGGUGUUUAUAUACAGUGGCAGUAUUUUUUAAAUUAAGAAUACUUUAUUGAUCCCCCAGGGGGCGUGGUGGGGAGGGUCACAGCUGCUCCUGCAACGACAAGGACAUUUAAAAAAGAGUGAGAAAUUGAAAGAAUCUUUCUUUUUCUUUCGGCUCUGUCCCUUUUUUUCAGGAGUUGCUACAGCAAAUCAUUGAUUUCCAGCUC